Messenger RNA from Coffea eugenioides, 1836 nucleotides. RefSeq lists its product as uncharacterized. Gene Ontology annotation, molecular function: nucleic acid binding; zinc ion binding. Bases 1 to 1836 code for a protein of 611 amino acids. The transcript has 5 exons. Lineage: Eukaryota; Viridiplantae; Streptophyta; Magnoliopsida; Gentianales; Rubiaceae. The record is from RefSeq and is a predicted model, not a curated record.
AUGUAUAGAGCACUAACUAAAGCAAGAAAUGAGAUUGAAGGCAAUCACAUUGAAUCGUACGCCAAAUUGCCAAAGUAUGCAGAGCUGAUCAGGAAAUACAACCCACAAAGUAUCUGCAAAAUACAUUAUGAUAGGCCUACUCUUCUUGUUGAGCCUAGAUUUCUCAGAAUGUUUAUUAGUUUCAAAGCUCAAAGAAGUGGAUUUGUUGAAGGCUGUAGACCUUUUGUUGGUUUUGAUGGAUGUUUUUUAAAAGGUGCUUAUGGUGGUGUGCUUCUCACAGCAGUCACAUUAGAUGCUAACAAUAGCAUUUUUCCUAUUGCAUUUGCUGUGGCUGAAGCUGAAAAUAAAGAAACCUGGAGUUGGUUUUUUCAUUACUUUGAGGAGUUUUUUGGGCCAUUUACUUCAGAAAAUGGUUUUCAUGGUCCUCUAACCUUCAUGAGUGACAGGCAAAAGGGCUUGAAUAUAGCUUAUGAAGAGAGAGUGCCUGUUGCUAGUGGAAGACAUUGCUGUAGGCAUAUCUGCAGUAAUUUUAAAGCUCAAUUUCCUGGUAUUCUGAUUAGUAACUUGUUCUGGAGAGCAGCAAAAAGCUUUGAUGUUGCAGGACAUAAUGAAGCCAUGGCUAGCAUAAAGGAGUUAAACAUAGAAGCAUGGAAAUACUUGGACAAAAUUCCUAAAACAACAUGGUGCAGAUAUACCUUCAAUACUGGACUAAAAUGUGAUCAUGUCACAAAUAACUGCACUGAGUCCUUCAAUGCAUGGAUAGGUGAGCUAAGAGGGAAGCCUAUCUUGACACUUGUUGAUGGGUUGAGGAAGAAGUUCAUGAAGAAAAUGCAUAAGCGAUAUCAGAAAGGGUGCAUGCUCACCACUGCCAUCACACCAAAGAUGCUUGGUAAACUACAAAAAAUAGGACAAGCAUCAAGACAAUGUGAACUCACUAUGGCUUCUACUGAUGUAUUUGAAGUGGGGGAUAUGAACAGGUCCUACAUAGUCAAUUUAUCAGCUAAAACUUGUGAUUGUGGAGCAUUUCAAAUUUCAGGCCUUCCUUGUAAACAUGCUGCACUAGGGAUUAUCUACAAGAGAGAAAAGCUGGAAUCCUACUGUGAGCAUUGGUUCUCAAGAGAUAAGUACUUAAAGACAUAUUCAAGUAUGAUUCAUCCAAUUCCUGAUGAGAAAAUGUGGCCACCUAUGCCAUAUGUUACACCUGUAACAGUCCUACCUCCUCCAUUAAGAAGAGCUCCAGGUAGACCAAAGACUAAAAGGAGAAGGGAACAUGAUGAAGGACAGUCUGCGUCACAACCAAAAAGACUUUGCUGCAUCAAGUGUGGAAACUGUGGCUCUUUUGGUCACAACAAGAGGUCAUGUCAAGGAGCACCUGUCCAGAAUAAGAAGAAUGGCAAUAGAACUACUGGCCAGCAGAGCUAUAGAAGAGGCAAACCAGGAAGAGGGACUGCAAACACGGGCCUGUCAGGAGCAACUCUUUGGGAUCAUGUCUCUGGCAAUGUUCCAGUUGUAUACUCAAGCCAAGGCAACAAUCAUUCUCCUUCAACUCAACCUGCACCUGCAACUGUGAAUGUGCAUGUGCAGAAUCAGAGCACAGCAACCACUUCAAAGAAAAAGAGAGGAAGACCUUUAAGCAAUACUGGAGCAUCUGCUAGAGGGAGCAGCAAGAGAAACUACUCAAAUACUGCUCAGAUCACUCAAAUUGUGGAACAAUCUGGUCAUCAGCAAAUUGCUACAUUUCAAGUUGCUACACCUGCAUCUGAAUCCAUCAAUGCAGCUACAACACUGCACUCAACAAAUGUUAGCAAUAAUAGCAGUUUUAGUAUGCAAUUCUGA